UGGCGCAGGCGCAGUCGCGGCCCUUAUACAGCGCGGCGCGCGCGGCGGGCGGCUAGUGUCGGUUGUCGCCGUUGGUGGCGGUGCUUCCUGUUCUUGCUGCCCCGUCUCUCGCGCGGCCCUCCUCCUCCUCCUCCCGCCUCCCUGCCUCCAUGGCCAUGAACUACAACGCGAAGGAAGAGGCGGCGGCGGUGGACGGGCACACGUCGGGGAUGGCCUCCAUGCCCGGGGGAAGCGGCGGAGGCGGGGGCCUGUCCGGCGCGGGCCGGUCCUCGGGAAGCGCCGCCGCCGCCGUCAAGAGCCGCAAGCCGGACAACACGGCCUUCAAGCAGCAGCGCCUCCCGGCCUGGCAGCCCAUCCUCACCGCCGGCACCGUCCUGCCCGCCUUCUUCGUCAUCGGCCUCAUCUUCAUCCCCAUCGGCAUCGGCAUCUUCGUCACCUCCAACAACAUCCGCGAGUACGAGAUUGAUUAUACAGGAAUAGAACCAAAUAGUCCUUGUCAUAAAUGCUUAAAUGUGUCCUGGAACAGCACACCUUGCUACUGUACAAUUUUCUUUACAUUGGACAAGCCUUUUGAGAGCAACGUGUUCAUGUAUUAUGGGCUAUCCAACUUCUACCAGAAUCAUCGCCGCUAUGUAAAGUCUCGUGAUGAUAGUCAGCUAAAUGGAGAUAAUAGCUCCCUCUUUAACCCCAGUAAAGAGUGUGAGCCUUACCGCACCAGUGAUGAUAAACCUAUCGCUCCUUGUGGAGCUAUUGCCAACAGCAUGUUCAAUGAUACACUGACAUUGUUUCGUAUUGAUCCUAAUGGUACAAAUCCCAAACGCAUUCCUUUGACUAAAAAAGGUAUUGCUUGGUGGACAGACAAAAACGUUAAGUUCAGGAAUCCUGUGGGAGAUACAAAAAACUUGACUGUACUUUUCCACGGCACAUCUAAACCUGUUAACUGGCCUAAACCAGUGUACAUGCUAGAUUCAGAUCCAGACAACAAUGGGUUCAUAAAUGAAGAUUUCAUUGUGUGGAUGCGAACUGCUGCACUACCUACAUUUCGUAAACUAUAUCGCCUUAUAGAGAGGAAGGAUAAUCUACAGCCUACUCUGGCAGCGGGAAACUAUUCCUUGGUUAUAACCUACAAUUAUCCUGUGCACAGCUUUGAUGGGAGAAAACGGAUGAUCCUGAGCACCAUUUCGUGGAUGGGAGGCAAGAAUCCCUUUUUGGGAAUAGCUUACAUAACAGUUGGCUCUAUAUGCUUUUUUCUCGGAGUAGUGCUGUUAUUCAUACAUCACAAAUAUGGAAAUCGGAACAAUAGUGCGGACAUUCCCAAUUAAUCCUACUUCUCCAAAUCACAUGUACUGCAUGUGCAUCAAGGCCAGUCCAGAGCGGAUACAGCUUUUCAAAGCUGUCCCUGGUAAAUGUUACUUGUGACCCAGAAUGCAUAAGUAUAUAUGAAGCCUUCUUUCCUUGACAGUGGAUUGACUUGAAGAUAAAAGUUAACUUAAAUAAAAAAAGAGAUCUGCAGGUUAGCAGAUUUUGGACAUUUUCCUCUUGAUGGACAAGUGCCAUGAUGCGCAUAUAGUCUUUCCUCACCUGCUUUCCUCAUCUGCCGCUUGUUCAUGUGCUUUGUAAUAUAUCAGUACUGUGUACAGACUGUGUGACAAGGAUGUGUUUAGGAUAGAGUAGCUUGUUUAUAUUUUGAGGCUAUAUGAAAGUGCUGGUGCUACUGGAAGAAAAAGAGCUGUCCACCGUUUUGUCACACAAAACAUUGUCCGCAUGAGCUUCAUACUCCCUACAGCACUUACUGUAUUAAACGUACCCAACUCAUUCCGCAUUGAGCCCGACUACAUGUUUAAAGGUCAGACUAUGUUUUGCCAAGUGUGCUAUGCAAGUGAAUUGUGCAAGAAGCUUUCCUGUUAAUGAGUGACUCUUAAAAGCUGCUCUCCAUACGGAAGUAACUGCGAUAUGCAAUGCUCUUUUAUUAAAUAGAACGUGCUUUUCUCUUACACCCAGCACUUUGCGUGAUUCAAAUCUCUUAUCAUGUCUUCUGCAGAAUUGGGGAGAUUCUUUUCCAGAGCUGGGCACAACUAUGUGUCAAGCACAGAACUGGUCUCCUUUGAUUCAAAGCAAGGUGUAUUCACAAUUCAUCAUAACCUUUCUAAUAUUCCUAAUUCAGAUGAAGCAACUUCCAAGAGUUUCCCAGCUCCUUAACGUAAGUUCCUGUGCUCCUCAGAUGUAGCUUAGCUUGCCAGUAAAAAGUAAGCAAAAAACUGCUGUGGUGGCAUAAGUGGGGACGUUGGCAUCUUGCAGUUUUGCAGUCAACUUUGUCCAGAUUUUAAGAAUCCGAUCCAGUGAUAAUAGAAUUAUAUAUAUUGAAUUGCUAUGUACAUGGAGAUUAUAUUACAUGAAAAUGGUUUGUCUGAAUAUUUGCUAUUGAAUAAAUUCUGUUUUUGUUUAUGAAAA
Anolis carolinensis (green anole) is the source of this 2451-nucleotide messenger RNA. It is a transcript of the gene cdc50a, whose product is annotated as transmembrane protein 30A. NCBI's taxonomy places the organism in Eukaryota, Metazoa, Chordata, Lepidosauria, Squamata, Anolidae. The transcript is spliced from 7 exons. Gene Ontology annotation, cellular component: plasma membrane; Golgi apparatus; endoplasmic reticulum. The record is from RefSeq and is a predicted model, not a curated record. Bases 150 to 1322 code for a protein of 390 amino acids.